This is a messenger RNA of Rhinolophus ferrumequinum (greater horseshoe bat), 4844 nucleotides long. RefSeq names its product HIC ZBTB transcriptional repressor 2 (gene HIC2). The coding region runs from base 168 to 2018 and encodes 616 amino acids. Gene Ontology annotation, cellular component: nucleus. The record is from RefSeq and is a predicted model, not a curated record. Lineage: Eukaryota; Metazoa; Chordata; Mammalia; Chiroptera; Rhinolophidae. The transcript is spliced from 3 exons. Gene Ontology annotation, molecular function: RNA polymerase II cis-regulatory region sequence-specific DNA binding; protein binding; DNA-binding transcription factor activity, RNA polymerase II-specific. Gene Ontology annotation, biological process: regulation of transcription by RNA polymerase II.
GGGCGCGGGCGGCGCAGGCCGGGCGCCGAGGACGAGGAGCUGCGGGCAGGACCGGCCGGCCGGCGGACGGAGCGCCGCCGCCGACGCACACGAGGUGACCAGGCAUUGAUGCACCCCCAAGGGAGGCCACGUGCUCAAGGAGGCCACCCCCGCUGGCUGCUGCUCACAUGGUUUCUGGGCCCCUGGCACUCCGGUGGUACACGUGGGCAGGGCGUGGGGACAUGGGGCCCGACAUGGAGCUGCCCAGCCACUCCAAACAGCUCCUGCUGCAGCUAAACCAGCAGAGGACAAAGGGCUUCCUGUGUGACGUCAUCAUCAUGGUAGAGAACUCCAUCUUCCGGGCCCACAAGAAUGUCCUGGCCGCCAGCAGCAUCUACUUCAAGUCCCUGGUCCUGCACGACAACCUCAUCAACCUGGACACGGACAUGGUCAGCUCCACGGUGUUCCAGCAGAUCCUGGACUUCAUCUACACAGGCAAACUGCUGCCCAGUGACCAGCCCACCGAGCCCAACUUCAGCACUCUCCUCACCGCCGCCAGCUACCUCCAGCUGCCCGAGUUGGCAGCCCUCUGCCGCCGCAAGCUCAAGCGAGCCGGCAAGCCCUUUGGCUCUGGACGGGUGGGGGCUUCCGGCAUGGGGCGACCCCCUCGCAGCCAGCGGCUCUCCACAGCGUCUGUCAUCCAGGCUCGAUAUCCAGGGCUCAUGGAUGGGCGUAAGGGGGCCCACACCCCGCAGGAGCUCCCCCAGGCCAAAGGCUCAGAUGACGAGCUCUUCCUCGGCGGCUCCAGCCAGGAAAGUGUGCACAGCCUGAGCCGGGCUGUGUGUCCAGCCAGUGGGGAGGCUGGCCUGGGCAGCUGCAGUACCAAUGGGAGCAGUGGGGGCUGUGAGCAGGAGCUGGGCCUGGACCUGUCCAAAAAGAGCCCCCCCCUGCCCCCUGCCACGCCCGGUCCCCCCCUCACCCCCGAUGACCCAGCCCAGAUGAGCGACAGUCAGCACGGCUCACCCCUCUCAGCCUCUGCCCCUCCGAUUGCCAACAGUGCCUCUUACACUGAGCUGGGGGGCACCCCCAGUGAGCCCAUGGAUCUGGACGGGGCGGAGGACAAUCCCCUGAGCCUGCUGGAGGGGCCCGGUGGGCAGCUCCGGAAGAGCCUCCGGCAUUCGGCCCGCAAGAAGGAGUGGAGCAAGAAGGAGCCCAUGGCAGCUUCCCCCUUUGAGCGGAGAGAAUCGGGGCCCAAGGGUCCCUGCCCAGGGGAAGAGAGUGAGGGGCUCGGGGACAGGGUUCCUAAUGGCAUCUUGGCCAACAGUGUGGCAGGGGGUGGCCCCAGUGGGCCCUACGGUGAGCCCCCGUACCCCUGUAAGGAUGAGGAGGAAAAUGGCAAGGAUGGGAGCGAGGACAGCGGGCAGAGCGGGAGCGAGGGAGGUAGUGGCCACGCCAGCUCCCACUACAUGUACCGGCAGGAGGGCUACGAGACGGUGUCCUACGGGGACAACCUGUACGUGUGCAUCCCCUGCGCCAAAGGCUUCCCCAGCUCCGAGCAGCUCAACGCCCAUGUGGAGACACACACGGAGGAGGAGCUUUUCAUCAAGGAGGAGGGUGCCUACGAGACGGGCAGUGGGGGCGCAGAGGAGGAGGCCGAGGACCUGUCAGCACCCAGCGCCGCCUACGCAGCUGAGCCCCGGCCCUUCAAGUGCUCAGUGUGCGACAAGACCUACAAGGACCCAGCCACCCUGCGGCAGCAUGAGAAGACGCACUGGCUGACACGGCCCUUCCCCUGCAACAUCUGCGGCAAGAUGUUCACACAGCGCGGCACCAUGACACGCCACAUGCGCAGCCACCUGGGCCUGAAGCCCUUUGCCUGCGAUGAGUGUGGCAUGCGCUUCACCCGCCAGUACCGUCUGACCGAGCACAUGCGCGUGCACUCAGGUGAGAAGCCCUAUGAGUGCCAGCUCUGCGGGGGCAAGUUCACGCAGCAGCGCAACCUCCUCAGCCACCUGCGCAUGCACACCUCCCCCUCCUAGAAGCCAAAGACCUUCUCCGGCCUUCGGGCGCCCUCUGCAGACUCGCUGCCCUCGGGAACAAUGGAAGGAAGAAACGAGGAGGAUGAGCGGCCGGCCGACCGGACCCCAGGUCCAGCGGGGGUGGCUCCUGGCGGCACCUCCGGCCAGCCCCCCCACCCAGAGCUUUAAUCCACAGUCUGUACCAAGGGAAGAGAGCGGAAGGAAGGAGGCCGGGUCCUGAGCCCCGCAGGUGUCUGUGGGUGUGUCGUCUACCUCCGGAUCCCGUCCAGGCCCCCAGCUGCCUGCCAGGGCUGCUGCCGGGCCUGUGGGAAUGGGUUACGGGGUUCGCAGGGACCCGGCCUUUUUCCCGCAGGUUGGGGCAGGGCAAGUAGGGAUGUCCACCCACGCUGGGAGGAUCAGGGCUGCCUGUGGACAGGGGCAGCGUCCUGCGCACACGAUGCUAGUCUGUGUGCGGCCUACCACGGCUCUGUGGGGAGCGUGCUGGGUGGGAGGGGAUGGAGCCCUCCCUCCUUGAGCCAGGGGGGCCCCCACCGCCUACCUCUCCACAACUAAAGAGCCCUCUGGGCCUGUGUUGCUGUUAUUCCUACUGAUCUGUUCCUUUUUUUCUUAUGAAUUUUGUUUUUUAAACCAAAACCAACAAGAGUUUAUUUUCCUCCCGGCCCCUUGGGGCUGAGCCUGGGUCUGCAGACUGAAUGUAUGGGGCAGCUGCCCCUCCCGCCCCCCCGCCCCGGUUGCAGGCCGCGGGGCGCCCACCCCUCCAGGCCCCAGAAGCCCUUCUUGGCCAAAGGCUUCCCUGGGCCCCGAGCCCCGCCUCGGCUGCCUCAGGAGAGAGAGUGCUUUUCCUAUAGUUUCCGAGGAAUCUUCUUUGUUUAGAGGUACUUGUUUUUUAUUAAGAAAAAAACCAGUGUAACGUUUAUGUGAAUGUUUGAACUGGAAGGUCUGGGGUUCGCGGGGGGGCGGGGGGAGGCUGGACUGGGUGCCAGGGCCGUCGGUACUCUUGUUUUUCUUUUCUUUGUGUGUGUGGUGUGCGCGGUGCGUGUGAACAGAUGUUGCGCUUUCCUUCUUCCUUACCUGUCAAGGUGGAGAGACUUCUGACCUUUUGCUACCUCUUGAAUUCACGAGAACAGUAAGUUGGUGACUGGCAGUUGAGGCCGUGACACUUUUGUUUUCCUCCCGUUGGUGCGCACAGGAAGAUGUGUGUCUGAGUGAGCCAGGCUUGCACUGACCAGGCGGCCCUCCUGGGCAUGGCUGAGACCCGGCCCAGGGCCCCAGCACCUCCACUCUCAGUGGGGUCCUGCAGCCUCGCCUGGGGGUUUUCUCCUGAGCACAGGGUUAGCCGUGGCCGCCCUGAAGGUGUUUCGAGUAUGCUGCUGAGCUCCAGGAAGCCCGCAUAACUCCAUUCUGGGCCCUGGGCCCGGGGAAGAGUGUGAGUAGUUCAGCCCCAUGGGGGCUCCCAGUGUGGGGCCAGGCGCUGGCAGCGCCUGCUGGGCAACGGGGAAACAGGAGCAAGCUCCUUGUAGCUCCCUGCCAGGGCCAGGAUGAGGCAGAAGUCAGCCCCCACCAACCUGUCCCCUGGGCCUGCAAGAGCUUGAGCUUGGGAAAGCAGCAGCCCCGCCUAGCCAGUGCGGGGUGUGGGGAAGGGCUGACUAAGGUGGUAUGGCCUGGCGGGCAGGGAGGGGACUGCCCUGCUGGCCAUCACUCGAGGCAGUUCUGGCCCACGGCCACUCUGCUGCGUGCUUCGCUGUCUCCCAUUGGCUCAGCGCUGUCUGGGGUUCCAUCCCUCGCCUCUCACCUUAAGCUUUCUCUACCAGUCUCAGACACCUCCAUGGGCCCAGAACCCACUUGAAACGCCAGACCAGGUUGCCACAGGUGGCUCCACUGUCCUCGGCCACAGGAGCCACAAGGCUGGGUCAGCGGCUUUAUCUUCUUCGUUUUGCUUCAUGCUUUACUUCUUUUUUUCUUUCUACUUUAAGUUCAGACCAAAAAAUUCCAGAGUCAUCCCCUACCCCACCCCUCCAGAGACCCUCCAACGAAAAACAGAGCCUGAGUUCAGGGACCUGAGUGGUGAAUGGUGUGUUUUGGGAGUGAGGGCUCCUAGCUGAGCCCUCUGUGCAGUGCCCCCAGCCCUGAGCCGGCUCCUCGUCCCUUUGGCUGGGAAACGGAGGACUGGACCCAGGGUUUCUUGUUCCAGCAGGUCAUUGAGGGCAGGGCCUGUCCCAGGCCCCUUUGCUCUCCCAACCCCACCCCACUCCAUCAGCACUUAAGCCACACGACACAAAGUCUGUACUGCACGGGGGGUGUACACACGCCCAGCCUGUGUGUGGCCUCCCGGGCCAUGGGCAGCCACAAACGUGAGGUGACUUGUGAAAGGAGGUGAUUCAUUUGCAGAGUUUCAGGGACUGGGCGCAAAGGCCCCUCACUCAACGAUGUUCGUGCGACAUAGUAUUGUACCCACCUGAGUAUUGUAUCGAGCCUUUUCUGUAUUUUAACAAGAAAGCAAAACACUAGUUUCCUAUUUAAGAUUUUAAGGGUUUGUGGGGCGGGACGGGAUUGACACAACAUUUGGUUUUGUUUUCUUUUUCCUUUGAUUUCAUGUGGAGUGUGUGCUUUUGAGAGUGUGCGUGGAGAUGUGAUAAGAGCCUCACAAGGAAAUUAGGCCGUUGGGGGCCCAGGGCGGCUUACAGUUCUCUGCUUUAGUCACUUCACUCCUGAAUGUUUCGGAGAAACAGGAAACAAAAUAGCAGAUACCAUGUAGGAAAGGAUAAACGACAACAAAAAAAAAAAAAAAAAAAAAGAAAAAGAAAAAGAAAAGAAAGAAAAAAAAAA